GUUCGAAUGGUCAGUGUGACUGAACUAUGAAAUGAACUUUUCCAUUUGGGAGGAACGUGCAUUUAAUCCGAUUUGACAUCUAUGCUACUGGAAUGGUCUUUCCGCAGAACGCUCAAACGAUCUGCUGUUGUGAUCCGUGCAUUGUUGGCGCGUUGGGAAAUCACGUGGGGAAAUUCCCUGUCCGCAGUAAGCUCAAUAAAUACCGCGAGGAGCCAUCCUUCAGUCAGAUUGCUCUAGUAGCUCGACUGAACUACACAGCUCUACAUCGAAGCUGAGGAUUUAACCACACUUCUCUACGAUUACAAAUUUCCCAAAACCUGCAACAUGGAAUUCAACACUGUUUGCAUUGACUUUAAAAAGACCCCAGGCUACGACCACGAAGGGAUGCAGCUGGAGGUGUCCCAGCACUCGCACGGUUUUCGCCGUUUCGCCAACAUCGUCGUCGCCGUGCAGCGAAUGAAGCACAGCCACGCUCCCCGCGGCACGGAGUUCAGCGACGACGAGCUGAUCAGCAUCCUGCUGGAGAACGUGAUUGAAGAGCGCGUGACGCCAGUGGUGCUGGUGGACACUAUAGAGAGCAGGCCCAGUGUGUUCAGGAGCACCGAGGUAGUAACGCACAGCGUAUGCGACCGCGAUCAGAAGAGCUUCAUGCUGAAGCAGGCUCCCCUGGAGCUGCAGGCGGUGGUGCUGCAGGGCGGCAACAUGGAUCUCAAAGUGAAUUUGAACCUGUCGACCUACGUGUCCCGCAGCUUCACUGACAGCCAGAGACGACCUGUUGCUUUGGGGAUCGCAGGAUGCAAUCUCUAUCUGUCCUGCUCGGAGGCUGGGGGAGACCCCAUCCUGCAGCUGGAGGAGGUCACCGACGCGGACGUGCUGAAGACCAUCGACGCGCAGGGGGAGAUGGCUCGCUUCCUCUUCCUGAAGAGGGACGAGGGCUUCGGCGCCACCACCCUGGAGUCGCUGAAGUUCCGCGACUGGUUCAUCAGCACGGCGGUGGAGGACAGGAGGCCCGUGGAGAUGAGCAAGGAGGAGGCGCCCGCGCGCCUCACCACCUUCGCCGUCAAACCGCUCUGAUCUCCUACGAGGAUAACAAGCCUCCGCAGAGACACGGGCCGUGCCACGUGCUCUCACAACCGGUCAAAAAAAACAAAACAAUUCCCCAACCCCGUUCUUCGUAUGUACUAAGUACAGCCAUCGCUGGGGGCGUUUAUUUAAUAUUUAUAUUUAAGUAUUUAUUUGAUACUUUUUGAGUCUGUCUCAAAGGAGGUUCAGCCACUAGGUGGUGCUGUCUGGUCUUUACUGGCCAGCCUGUUUGUGUGAAAUUGGCUUGUGUUCCAAGAUCUUCACAUUCCACAUGGAAAUGGCCUUUUGUAAAAAUUUAUAUUUAUUUAUUAUUUAUAUUGCGCAUUUAUUUAUUAUUAUUUACUAAUUAUUUGUGAAUUAUGAACUGUAAUUUAAGCAUUUUAAAUUAUUUAUCGGACAGGUCAGCUUUAAUGCACAUGGUGUAUGUAGUAAUGUGUCAUUUUGUAAUAAUAAAUUUUUUUAUGAUUCCUAA
Molecule: messenger RNA, 1555 nt
Organism: Anguilla rostrata (American eel)
Lineage: Eukaryota; Metazoa; Chordata; Actinopteri; Anguilliformes; Anguillidae
Product: interleukin-1 beta-like
Exons: 6
Coding region: 325-1074 (249 amino acids)
Biological process (GO): cytokine-mediated signaling pathway; immune response; macrophage chemotaxis
Molecular function (GO): cytokine activity
Source: RefSeq, a predicted model, not a curated record